GUAGAUCUCAAAUCCUGCACUUCACGAGGUUUGACCAUUCAAAGUGGUAACCGCACCAUAAGAAAUAAGGAAGUUGUAUCUGAAGAAAUUAAAAGAGAAAUGGGACUGCAUGACGACGAAGGGAAACGAAAGAGGGGCUGUGUCGAUGCAAAAUGGACAGGUAAAUGUACUGAAAUUAUGGAAAGCGAUGCCAGAUUUCUGUUAGAGUUUGACAAAGUUCAGAACGGAUUACAAAAGGCAUGGGGAAGUAAAGAUUAUUUGAUUAACCCAUUUCAAGUUAUAUGUCCUUUGUGUGGUGAGAUUCGAGUUAUAUCCAAGAUGAAUCAGCCCCAAGAAAUUAUUAAUCAUAUAAAAGAUGCACAUGAAAGUAAAAUGCCAUCGGCCAGUUCAGUCGCUAUGAAGCGAUUACAAGCGUGGAAGCAAAAUAACUUUGUCACAGAACAGCAACUUGACAACGUGGCAGAACUCUCUCCUGAACUAUUGAAGGAUCCCACCACCAUAAUCAAGAAUCCAAUGGUCAGGGCUUGUGUCCUGGCCCGUGGCAUUGUUGAGGGGGCAGUUUAA
Messenger RNA from Paramuricea clavata, 564 nucleotides. The record is from the annotation of a GenBank genome assembly. NCBI's taxonomy places the organism in Eukaryota, Metazoa, Cnidaria, Anthozoa, Malacalcyonacea, Plexauridae.